AUGGCGUCUGACCCUCUUUUCGGUUGGGAUUUAACUUUUAAAACGGUCGAAAAAGAUGUAAAAUCUAAAGCGGAUAUCGUUAUUGCAUUUCUACAUUGGAAUUUAACAAAAAGAGGCUUCCGUAGCAUUGGCGUUGGAGAUGAGCGCACCCUUUCUGGAGAUGAAGUAAAGAGUGAAGUACUACCAACUGGAUGGAACGACAAUGAAAAUUAUACUCUGCGAUAUAUUUUAACUGACAAGUUAUAUAUAUUACAUGGCUUAAAUACUGAUGGAAAUCUUCUUGUUAACCUUAUGAGGUCAGAAGACUUAGCAGUUUCCAAUGUUUGCGUUAAAAUAGAUGAUACUGUGAAGGAAAUGUCUGGGUCUGUAGACAAAAUGCUGCCAGGACACAAAGACCUUAUGUACAACAUCAAGAGAGACUUAAUAGACACACUUACAGAUAGGCCUACAACAUCAGCACACACACAAACCGGAGAUGGUUCCAGCAACAGAAGACAAAGUGAUGACCCUCUGAGAGUGCCUCCCAGACCGCUCCCGGGUGCAACACCCAAUACUCCAGAUCUAUGGGAGUUGCCACCAGCAAAUUUACCAAAUAUUGGACGUUCUGAUUUGGAUCCAUUUGCACCUGGUGGUGGUGGAAUGAUUUUUAACCCUUUCGGACCACGCAGAGAUAUUGAAAAUCCAGGACUUGGGAUUCCCGGUGGUUUGCCUAGAGGAUCUGUUCCCCCUGGUGCGCGAUUCGAUCCCUUCGGACCGCCUGGAGUUGGACCCCGUCCUGGACGAAGACCACCUCCUCCUGAUGCAGACCACUUUCCACCACCUGACUUCAACGACAAUAUGUUUUUGUAG
Molecule: messenger RNA, 849 nt
Organism: Leptosia nina
Lineage: Eukaryota; Metazoa; Arthropoda; Insecta; Lepidoptera; Pieridae
Source: the annotation of a GenBank genome assembly